Aspergillus aculeatinus CBS 121060 is the source of this 761-nucleotide messenger RNA. RefSeq lists its product as uncharacterized. The record is from RefSeq and is a predicted model, not a curated record. Lineage: Eukaryota; Fungi; Ascomycota; Eurotiomycetes; Eurotiales; Aspergillaceae. The transcript has a single exon. The coding region runs from base 221 to 673 and encodes 150 amino acids.
CGACGUCUCACAGCCAUGUUCCAUCUUCGCGAAUUGUGGGAUGGGAAAUGGCAUUCGCUGCCCACCUCAAGGUGGCUCUCCGAGGCAUUCCAGGACACCACCGCGAGCGAUUCGCCUGGCUCACGAACAACGCACAUCGAGCCGUUUGCCUACCCCGCUUCCCUAUUCACCGCAAGUGUCGAGACUUCUGCUUCUGAGAUGAUGACUGCUUUGUGAGCUCAUGCGAAAAGCCAUGUCUCAGUCUAGGGUGCCACCAGCUGGAGACCGAGGGGUCGAGAAGAGAACGAGGCGCGGUAGAGAGCGGCCACACAGUCUGCCAGCCAGCCCUCUUUUCUGGCGCCUCCAUCCAAGGUCUACCUGCCGACCGACCGGUGUCUUUUCUUUCUGUUGGCGAGCCUGGGGGUUGAUACUCGAUAUGAGGUUGAAACCCGGCAUUUGCACGAGAGUGUGCACGGAAAAUGCUCAUCAAUCUCAGUCUAGUGUGGAUCCGGUCGGGAGGGGGGGAUCGUGGAAACCAGAUCGCUCACGUUGCGGGGUAAUGGGCGACGCAGCGUAUCGGCUUGACGGGGGUGACGGGGGUGGCACACAUUUGCACAUGAGCCCACACACCGAUCUGGAAUGGGAAGCACACCGCAAUUCCCCGAUACAGCCAAUCCGAGGGUAUGUCUGCUGAGCUGGGUCGGUUGUGUGACGAUGGUCGUCAGCAGAACGGGCGUCGAUGACAGCGAUGACGAUGACAAGGACGUCGGUGUGCGAGAGAC